Messenger RNA from Hyla sarda, 4343 nucleotides. RefSeq names its product eukaryotic translation initiation factor 5B (gene EIF5B). The record is from RefSeq and is a predicted model, not a curated record. Gene Ontology annotation, molecular function: GTP binding; translation initiation factor activity; GTPase activity. The coding region runs from base 147 to 3740 and encodes 1197 amino acids. The transcript is spliced from 24 exons. NCBI's taxonomy places the organism in Eukaryota, Metazoa, Chordata, Amphibia, Anura, Hylidae.
CUAUUGGCUGCACGCGGGCAAUUACAGGUGACGGCACGCCGGGGAGUGAGGUCGUGCGCAUGCGCCCCAGAAGGUCCCAGCAGCUUGUGGGCACCAUAUGCAGCGAGGAGCUAGAGCCGGGUUAGAGCUACACUGACAUAGUCACCAUGGGCAAAAAACAGAAGACCAAGACUGAGGAGAGUGGCAAGGAUGAUGUUGACCUUGAUGCCCUUGCUGCAGAGAUAGAGGGAGCUGGAGCUUCGAAAGAGCAAAAGGGUAAAGCUAAAAAGAAGAAAGACAAGAAAAAGCAAGAUUUUGAUGAAGAUGAUAUUUUGAAAGAACUUGAGGAACUGUCACUGGAAGCUCAAGGAGGGAAAUCAAAUAAGGAUUCAACACAAAAGAAUCAAGAAGUAGAAGAAAUAGAAGCUAUUCCUACAAAGCCAGACAAGAAGAAGAAGGGCCAAAAGGGCAAGAAAGUCAGCUUUGAUGAAGAUGAAGACAAUAGUGAUGAAAUGGAAAGCAAAAACACGAAAUCCAGAAAACCUGAAAAGCCAAAAAAUAUAUCAGAGAGUGAUGAUGAUGAUGAUAAUGAUUUUAGUAAAACUUCUAAAAAAGUUAAAGGGAAAAAUGAGACGACCAAUAAAAAGGCACAGAUGUCGAAUGAAGCUAAGGAUCCUGGUAAGGAGAAAGUAGAUAUUUCUGGAGAUAGUGGUGAGGACUCAGAUGAGUUCAGCCGUAGUAAGAAAGGAAAGAAGAAAGAAACAAAAGCCAAGCCUGUUACCAAAGCUGAUAGUGAAGAUGAUGAGGGUGAUUUCAAAAUAAAGACAGCUGCUCAAAAGAAGGCAGAAAAGAAGGAACGAGAGCGAAAGAAGAAGGAAGAGGAAAAGGCCAAAUUAAGGAAGCUGAAAGAAAAAGAGGAGUCUGAAGCUCCUAAAAAAGAACCAGUAGCAGAAGAAGCUGCACCCCAAAAGGACAAAAAAACUAUAGUGGAAGCCGAGGCUGCAGAAGUAGAGGAUGAUGAUGAUUUUGACAAAAAGAAAAAAGACAAAAAGAAGAAGAAAGGAGAAAAAGGAGAAAAAGAAGAGAAAGAGAAAAAAAAGAAAGGUCCAAGUUCAGCCACAGUGAAAGCCAUGCAAGAAGCUCUUGCUAAGAUGAAGGAGGAGGAAGAGCGACUUAAAAGAGAAGAGGAGGAGAGGCUGAGGCGUCUAGAAGAGCUGGAAGCCAAGCGUCUCGAAGAGGAACGAUUAGAGCAAGAAAGGAAGGAAAAGAAGAAGCAGAAAGAGAAGGAAAGGAAAGAACGCUUAAAGAAGGAAGGGAAACUGCUGACAAAGUCGCAAAAAGAGGCCCGUGCUCGUGCUGUGGCUACACUGAAGGUCCUACAAGCGCAGGGUGUUGAAGUGCCAUCUAAAGACUCAGUGCCAAAGAAAAAGCCGAUCUAUGAAGAUAAAAAGAAAAAGAAGACCCAGCAGCAGUCUCAAAAUAAAGAAGAUCCCAUGGAGGUGAGUUCCCCAGUUGAAGAUAUUGUUGAAUCUCCAGUGCCAGAAAAAGAAGAGCCCACUUUAGCUGUAGAGCCUUCAGAAAAUGAAGAUGAAAUUGGUGUGGAUGACUGGGAAGCCAGAAUCAGUGAUGAAGAGAAAGAUCCAAAAACUGUUCACAUAGAGGUUCAGGAGAAAAAUGAAGAGGAGGAUGAGGAUGAAGACGAGGAUGAUGAGGACGAAGAGCAUGAUGCAGACAGUGAGGAAGAGGAUGAUGAUGAUGAAGGGGAUAGCAGCGAUGAUGAAAAAUCUGCAGAUGAGAAGCCAAAGGAGCUUCAUUCUACUGCAUCCAAACCAGCUGAGAAGAAGCCUGUUGUAGAACAGAGCUCUGAGUCUGAGUCUGACUCUGAUGAUGAUCGCACCAAAGAAGAACGGGUCUAUGAUAAGGCAAAGAGACGAAUAGAGAAACGACGUUUGGACAACCAAAAAACCAUAAACACUCAAGUUCUACGGGCGCCAGUUAUUUGUGUUCUUGGGCAUGUAGACACAGGAAAGACAAAAAUUCUUGACAAGUUACGUCAUACUCAUGUGCAAGACAGUGAAGCUGGAGGUAUCACUCAGCAAAUUGGCGCAACCAAUGUCCCAUUGGAUGCUAUAAAAGAACAAACGAAAAUGGUUAAAAAUUUUGAUAAAGAGAACAUUAAGAUUCCAGGAAUGCUCAUCAUUGAUACUCCUGGUCACGAAUCUUUCAGUAACCUGAGGAAUCGUGGAAGCUCUUUAUGUGACAUUGCCAUCCUGGUAGUAGAUAUCAUGCAUGGGUUGGAGCCACAGACCAUUGAAUCUUUAAAUUUGUUGAAGACUAAGAAGUGUCCUUUUAUUGUAGCUCUAAACAAGGUUGAUAGGCUGUAUGACUGGAAGAAAAGUCCAGAAACUGAUGUUGGCGCUACAUUAAAGAAACAAAAGAAAAAUACGAAGGAUGAGUUUGAAGAGCGCACUAAGGCCAUUAUUGUGGAAUUUGCACAACAGGGUCUGAAUGCUGCUUUGUUUUAUGAAAAUAAAGAUCCACGCACUUUUGUGUCUUUGGUCCCAACCUCUGCUCACAGUGGAGAUGGCAUGGGCAAUUUAAUCUCCCUCCUUGUUGAUCUUACUCAGACCAUGCUUAGUAAAAGGCUGGCCCACUCAGAAGAGCUGAGAGCUCAAGUAAUGGAGGUAAAAGCUCUUCCCGGCAUGGGUACUACUAUUGAUGUGAUUCUGAUCAAUGGUCGACUAAGAGAAGGGGAUACUGUUAUUGUUCCUGGUGUAGAAGGUCCAAUUGUCACACAAAUCAGAGGACUUUUGCUUCCUCCUCCUAUGAAAGAAUUAAGAGUAAAGAAUCAGUAUGAGAAGCACAAAGAGGUGCUUGCUGCUCAGGGAGUGAAGAUCUUAGGCAAGGACUUAGAGAAAACCUUGGCAGGUUUGCCACUUUUGGUUGCUCAUAAGGAUGAUGAAAUCCCAGUCCUGAGAGAUGAGCUCAUCCAUGAGCUUAAGCAGACACUGAAUGCCAUCAAGCUGGAAGAAAAGGGAGUUUAUGUGCAAGCAUCCACUUUGGGCUCCUUAGAGGCACUGCUUGAAUUCCUGAAAACAUCAGAAGUGCCAUAUGCUGGAAUUAAUAUAGGACCUGUACAUAAAAAAGAUGUCAUGAAGGCUUCUGUGAUGUUGGAGCAUGAUCCCCAGUAUGCUGUGAUUUUAGCCUUCGAUGUAAGAAUUGAAAGAGAAGCUCAAGAAAUGGCUGAUAGUUUAGGUGUACGUAUUUUUAGUGCUGAAAUCAUCUAUCAUUUGUUUGAUGCCUUCACUAAAUAUAGGCAGGAUUACAAGAAACAGAAACAAGAAGAGUUCAAACAUAUUGCUGUAUUUCCAUGUAAAAUAAGAAUCCUUCCUCAGUUUAUCUUUAAUUCUCGAGAUCCUAUUGUCAUGGGGGUGAUUGUGGAAGCUGGCCAACUCAAACAAGGAACGCCCAUGUGUGUACCUACUAAGAAUUUUGUAGAUAUUGGAAUAGUUACCAGCAUUGAGAUUAACCACAAGAAUGUAGAUGUUGCAAAAAAAGGCCAAGAGGUUUGUGUGAAAAUAGAACCUAUCCCUGGGGAGUCUCCAAAGAUGUUUGGGAGACAUUUUGAGGCUACAGAUCACCUUGUUAGCAAGAUCACCCGGCAGUCGAUUGAUGCUUUAAAGAAUUGGUUUAGAGAUGAGAUGCAGAAAACAGACUGGCAACUCAUUGUCGAAUUGAAAAAGGUGUUUGAAAUAAUUUAAAGCUUUUUUUUUCCAACUGUUGUAACUUGUGAGACCUGAGGAGUUAUAACCUGUGAAGAGUUGAAGCGUUGUAAGGGGAGAAAACAAGGAUACUGAACCUGUGGUUUGGAAUAAGAAAAUAAAAGUAGUUUAAAUUUGUUUUCCAUGAGAAACCAAGAAAUUUUACACUGGUUUGACAGUGCUCAGUUUUACACAUCCCCACAGUUCCAGCGUGCCUGCCCACCCGACUACACCGAUCACACACUGGCUUCUGUUUUAAAAGGAAACAAUAGUCCCAAUGUUUUAUUACAGAUUCCGUUUUUUACUUGUAAAAUUGGCACUGCUGCAUCUAGGUUUCGCAGCCCCUAACCUUUUGAUGUAAAAACAAUUAAUUAAAAAGUCAUUAUUUAUGCAUAUUCCAUGCCCCAGCACUGUGCUUUUUCAUGGUUCUUUUGCUUUGUGCCUACAUUUUUUAAAGGUUAGCAGGAAAGCCUACUCUGUAUCUGCUUCAUGUCAAUUGAUUAUGUAAAAUGUACUGUGGGCAGCAUCUUGGUGUUUGUACAGUUCCUGCCAACACUUCUCACUGUAUUCAUUACACACAGAGCCAGAAAUAAAAGUACAUGG